Messenger RNA from Anneissia japonica, 14526 nucleotides. Its product is annotated as E3 ubiquitin-protein ligase rnf213-alpha-like. The record is from RefSeq and is a predicted model, not a curated record. Gene Ontology annotation, molecular function: ubiquitin-protein transferase activity; ATP hydrolysis activity. Bases 112 to 14526 code for a protein of 4804 amino acids. The transcript is spliced from 80 exons. NCBI's taxonomy places the organism in Eukaryota, Metazoa, Echinodermata, Crinoidea, Comatulida, Comatulidae.
UACAAAUAUGUUCAUAUUAGAAGACAGAAACAUAAAGACCAUUUCGAGUAUGAGUUCCUCUACAACCAAGCAGGCAAAUCCAUAGUCAACAGAGUAUUGAAGACACACAGGAUGAACCCACGGCAUGGAGGAGUUUGGCAUCAAUAUGAUGAUAUGAUACAGCAUCCCAGACUUAAUGAACUAUUGAAAGAGAAAAAAGAUACAGAGGCAAAAACGAUUACUACACUAGUUACUGGAUGGUUCUACAAGUUGGUUGGUAACCGUUCAGUAUCAAAUAGAGAUGAACGAAUAGUUGCAGAUAAAAAGGUUGCUCUUUUGUCAUAUCUCCCUACUUGGGAAGGCUUCUUGAGUGAAAACUUUACACCAAUGGAACCUUGCCAAGCCAUUGAGAAGUUUCUUCAAGUUGUUGAAGGCAUGACUGGAACAUGGACUAAGAAUGAAAACUUGUAUGAGAUCAGACAUUGGGUCCCAACAGGGUAUUCAGCAAAUGAGGUACUUCUGCAGUUUCUUGAAGGGAAGAUCAUGCAACUAGAAAAAGAUGUUUCUAAGGAUGUUGAUACAAGCAUUAAAGCAUUGAUAUCAGCAUUAGCUAUAUUGCAUGUUAUUAGAAAAUCCAACGUCAUCUUCGUUGAUUGGAAAAUUCGGCAUACUUUGUUACGUGCAUUGGCUCUCCCUUUGUCUCUCACCAAAGAUGAAUACACAUAUAUUGUGGAGAGACUCCAGGAAGCUUUUAAACCUAUACUUGAUGAUCUGAUUAUAACACUUGUGUUUUGGUGCAACAUGGCGAUGGUAAAAGACAUUGAUGCCACAUGGAUGUUGGUUGUACCUCUCUUACAUUUCCUGCGUGGUGAAUCUAAACCAAUAGACUGGCCUACAAAGCUGGACAAGUAUGAUUACAAUGAUGAUGUGUGGUGGGGACAUAAAGAACUGGCGAUGAACGAAACCAGAAAACACGCCGAGCAUUCUAUAGGACAAAUUUCAAACUUUUUGGGAGAUCUUUCCCAACUUUUCCAAGUUGACCUUCUACUUCAGCGAACAGUUUUGUCUUCAAUGUCAAUUAUGGAGCUGGCUGAAAUGUUUAGCAAAAUUGAAUUUGAUUUUUACAUCACUUGUUGUACAAUUGGACGCAUAAUCUUCCAGAUCAGUAAAUAUUGGCACGAUUCUGACAUACAGGAACUUUGGACAAUUCUUAAUGCUGUUCGUCAAAACAUACAACAUGAAAGUAUCAACAAUGGUCAAAGCCUUGACGACAAAUUUGCUGAACGGGAUUUGAAAGCUAUGACUGUUAUUCUUGGUUCAAUUAAAUUGUUUCUAAGGAAAUCAUAUAUCCAAGAUUUGAGUAUGUUAACGAUCCCUUUGCUGCUAGAAUUAUUUGUUGCAAGCUUAGAUAGAUGCUUCGCUCACUGUGAAAAUAAUACUGAUGCAGCAAUGAAAUGGAGGCAGCAAAUAAAAUAUAGCCUGGAAGAUACUGGACAGUUUGUGAAAAAGCUUUUGAAGAGGUUGUCUGAUCAAAAGUCAUUUAAGCAAUUGCUGGGAUUUUUGAAUGACAUGUUCAAUAUUGUUUCUGCAUAUGAAGAAAUCACCCAAAUAUGGAUUGCCGACUUGUGCUCAUCCUUGCAAGAGAAUAUUCAAUGGAAAAUUCAAAGAGUCUAUGAAGAUGAAAAUUUGGUGAGAUUUUAUUGUGAUACUGACUUCAGUAAAUGCCAUCCAAUGAUUGAGACAGUUUUUUCUGAAGCUGCAUUUGGUAUUAUAGAUAAAGUUAUGGAGGGCAGCACUGGAGAGGUUUUUUUUAACAGUGUCUCUCAUGGAUAUCAUGUGCUGCCAUACGAGGCUGAAAGAUAUGGCAAAAUAUUCUCCCAUCUCCUUGAGAAAUCACUUACCCAUAAGGAUGCCAUGACACUUCAGUAUUUAUUACAAUGGAAGCCGCUUGCUGGUUUUUUCAAAAUGUUAGUUAAGGGUAAAAGCAGCAUUGCCUUAACUAAAAAAGCACAACCUCUGCUCCUACAAGCUAAGUCGGUGAUGGAAGAUAUCGUCUUAAACAGUCUGUGCAAUGGUUGUGUUACGGUUGAGGACCUUGGUUUCAUUCAACAAGAGAAGAAGCAGUUUCUCAAACUUUGUGAAGUAAUGGAUGUUGCAAGAAUCACCAAGCAAUAUCUUCCAGGAAACUUGGAAAAUGUGGAUGUUGGCAACUUGGUUAAGAAAGUUAUCAAACAUCGAGAAACCGAAUUGGAUGCUUUCUUUGAUGCUAAUCUCCGUGUUGGUGUGAUGUUGUCUAUGUGUAGAGAAAUAUUCCAUGAAGAUAGCAAUGGAAAGAAGUCACCAGCUGUGGAUACCAAAGGAAUCGAGAACUCUUUGGAAAGGGAAAAGGAAAAACUGCAACUGAAAGAUUUAUGCAAUCCAGCUGAUGUUCAGAUGAUAAUGAUUUCAUGUUGUACUCCAGAAAUCACAUUCUACAAAUGCUCAGAUGAAAUUUCUGCAAUGCUUCUCGAAAUUCAAAGGAUACAUUUAAGUGUAAUUUUUCGACACUUCUGGGCAAGGAGGGUCAAAAGAGUUAUACAGCAGCGAGCAGAAAGCAACAAACUUAUGACAUUAGAUGAUGUCGAGAAGCAAAUCUGGCAAAAUGUGAAGAAGGAGUGGGAGGAAUUUGGUGGUAAAUUGAUAGUAGGUAAUAUCACAUUGAAUUCUGUAACCAACAACUUGCAAUUUAUCGAGGACGAUUCUUUAGAGAAUAGUUUAAAAAUCUUCAGAAUUGACAACUCUCCAGAUAUGUGGAUAAAAGAGCGUUCUGACCAAAUCCGUCUGUAUCGACAACUUGGUAGGUGUUUAAAAACUGCUGAAACUAUCCAAGAGAUUCAAACAACAUUUGAAUUGCAAGGCGACUUUAGCUCUAUAGAGUUCCUGUGUUCAACAAACAAGAGGGAUUUCAAGAACAAAUGUCUAAAAGACUUGAAUACAGAUGUUGCCAAAGCCUGUCGUGAGUUGGUACAUGUCACCAUGGAACAAAGCAAAAGUUUAAAAACUUUGAUGAAAUGUAAAAAACUGAUAUUGUGGAUUAAAAAAGAAAUCAAAAAUAUGCAGGAGUUAAAAGUGUUUGUGGAUCUUGCAAUGAUCCAAGCUGGUGAAACUGACAUUGAAGUUGAUAGAGUCUCCUGCCUUCACCAAGCUGCUACAGGCUAUGCUGCCUUCAUUUUUGAUCUGACGGAAGAAUCUGGCUACACCGAUCUUAUAUCCAUUUGCAAACAUACAUGGACAGCUUUGAAAAAUGAUCCAAAGCUAUCAAAGAAACUUGAGGACACUAGUCGUUAUAUAGAAUGGUUGAAAGGCAUCAAAGAUUCCCAUGGGUCUGUGGAAGUGACUUCAUUACGCCAAGUAGAAAGAAUUAAUGCUAGAGGCAUCUAUGAAAUUGGCAAAUUAAAAGAGCAAACAUUAAGACUUCGUGUUCGUGUAGAAGAUGGUGAAGAGAAGAUUUAUACAGUUGAACAACUUAAAGAUCUUCAGAGUAAGCUGAUGCUGGUUGCUGGGAAGGCUCACCAAAGCACUGACGCCAAGGCUGAAGUUGAUCGCUUUGUAGAAGUGUUUGAUGGAGCUCAAGAUCUAGAAAUGUAUUAUAAAAAAAUGUGCACAUCUGGAAACGUACUUUUUACAGACUUAAAAAUUAGACUAAUCUGUGACAAACACAGCAAGACACCAGUCCAUGUAGAUUUCUGUGUUGUUGAACAAAAACCUCUCUUUGGUAAGAAAGACCUGACUGACAACUUGAAAGAGCUCCUCAACUUUAUGCAAGCAAGCUUGAAGCAAUGGUAUGAUUACAUUGAUGAGAAGCGGGAAGACUUCUACCAAUUGAACAUUUACACUACUAAACAGCUUGUUAUUUUGCGUCGUGCUCUUGCAAAUUUUGGUGAGGAAGAUGUUAGUCCUAAAGUAUAUGCUCUUUUAAGUCUUGUGAAACCAGACUGUAGAGUACAGGAUUUGAGGAAAGCUGUUGCAAUGGUUAAAAAAGAAAAGGAAAAUGAAUCAAUUGAUGAUGAACAAUAUGCUAAAGAAACUGCGCAAACGGAAGAUGUCCUUUUGGAUGAAGAGAAGGAUCGCAUGGUUGCUUUCUGGGACGAGUUGGAUGGCAUGCUGGAUGAGGAACAAACAAUGGCAGUGCUGGAAGACAAGGGAAUAAUAGAUGUUGAAGAUGCAGUGACACUCAUUUCUGACUCUCCAUACUCUGAACAGACUUUGGAAGACCUAGUGGGGAGGUUUUACACCAGAGUUGGCUGUACUCUAUCGGAACUCAAUCAACAAAGACGUGAUAAUGAAGAAGCAGAAAGAGAAGAGCAAGCAAGAAAUGUUGGUAGAGAUGAAGAAGAAGAGCAGGUACCAAUCAGUCUUCAAAAUCUUGGACAUGGGACUGAUAGUGUUAGAAAUGACCUUCUAGAAGGGAUGAAGACCUUUAGAGGGACUCUUAUUGGAAAACUGAACUAUCUCUGGAAGAACUACUUGAGUUCAACAAAAUCUGCUGAUCUUUCUGACUAUGUCAGUGUUGAAACGCUAGGAAAGCUUUUGAAACAUCUUGCUCCUGAUUGUCAAGCCCCUGCUAGAAGUUUCCCUCAAUAUCUUGCAAAAGGGCAUCCUAACCUCAUUGUUUGCCCAGCUAGAGAUGUACUGCAUACUGUGUUGUCAGUCUACAUGGAAGGCAAUGGAAAUUUGCCAGCCUAUGAUGAGGUUUUGCUGUGCAAUUCAAAAACAACUCUUGAAGAGGUUGUGUUGUUGUGGCGACGAGCAUUGAAUGGUAACAAUGUGAAGACUUACUGCCUUGUGAAUGCUGAUGCAUUAGAUUAUGAUGUCAGUGUUGAUGCUGUCAAAAAACUUCACCAGCUAAUGAAAGGAAAUGCUGGUUACCAACUUGUCAUUGUUUGUAACCGAGAAAGAGAAGACCAGUCGCGGAUGGUCACAGCUUUAAAUUCUGACCGUAUUUCAUCUGAUAAACCAACUUGCCGGAAAAAGCAGGACAUUCAAGAAUACCUACGUACACAAUUCAUUCAACAAAUAAUUAAUCGCAGAACAUGUGUGCAAGCUAUUUCCUCCAAAAGACCAGGUGUUGGAAAAUCACUGCUUAUUCAAAGGUACAAGGAAAAACUUCAGAGAGAUGUCAGGCGCCCAGACUGCUGUAUUACUGUUCCUUUGCAGACAACAACUGUCCAAGAGCAUGACAUUGCAAAGACACUGAUCAGUCAGAUGCAGGAAAUGAAUUGCCGUUUUCCACGAAUUGUUCACCUAGAUGUUUCACCAAAUGUGUAUAACGGGUUAGAUCACCUUCUCUUCAAUCUUCUCAUUUUGAACACAAUUUGCUGCCCUGAUGGAUUGGUGUGGCGAAGGCAUUUCUAUGACCUCUAUUUAAUAGAGGUCACUCAUGCUGGUGAAGUCAAGGUUGAAGAUACCAAGAGUGAGGGAAGGUCCAGCAAAGAUACUUUCUUUGAGAGUCUUCCAACGGUGUUAUGUCGACCACCAAAAGAGACACAUAAAAAAGAAGUUGAAAAAUCUCAACAACAAUUACCAGAAGGGUUUCAAGACCCCUUGAUGGAUGACCUAGAGUUCAGAAGUUCAAGGUUUCAGCGACCUUACCAGUACCUUGCGGGACUUGACCAAAAUGCCCUUCUAGAUGCUUUCAAAUUCAAUAGGCGUCAAUUACAUGGAAAUCAUGUUGACUGCUUGGCAACACUUUUAAGGCAUUGUGGCCUUCCGGAUCCUUCAUGGUCAGAGUUGUCUCAUUUUGCUUGUUUUCUCGACAAGCAAUUAGAAGCCUGCGAGGGCUCUGUCUUCUGCGACUUAGCUAUGCUGGCUGACACUGGAUUGGAUGGAUUUAAAACAUUUGUUGUCAAAUUCAUGUUGCAGAUGUCAAAGGAUUUUGCUACUCCAUCACUACAAAUGAGUGAUGAAAGUUUUCGCAUAAAUGAUGACGAAGUAGAUGAAGACAUUCCAAUCCAACUCCGCAGACAUUGGGAAAGCAGCCCACAUCCGUAUAUCUUCUUUAACCGUGACCGUCAGACAAUGACAUUCAUGGGGUUCAGUAUCGAUCGUAACGGAACACUCCUUGAUGUAGAUGGCCGUGUGCUGCAACAAAAUGUGAUGACAAAGAGCCUGAUGAGAGGGCUUGACCUUCAAAGGGUCAAUCUGUCAGAAGAUUUUGAUUCUUUGCCAAGGGAUGAGAAGCUGCGGAAGUUGUGUAUGGUGAUGGGAAUCGAGAAUGUCAGUAAUCCAGACGACACGUACGAGCUGACUACAGAUAAUGUUAAGAAGAUCUUGGCUAUCCACAUGCGAUUUAGGUGUGGCAUCCCUGUGAUUGUAAUGGGUGAAACAGGCUGUGGCAAGACUCGUCUCAUUCGCUUCAUGUGUCAGUUACAGUCUCAUGGAUUGGUCGCAGACCAACCUGUAAACAACAUGAUUCUUAUGAAGGUACAUGGAGGUACAUCCUCCGAGUAUAUUGUUCAACGUGUACGCAAAGCAGAAGGACUUGCAAGGGCAAACAAAUCACGGUAUAAAAUUGAUACAGUUUUGUUUUUUGAUGAAGCAAACACAACUGAGGCAAUUGGAAUCAUUAAGGAGAUUAUGUGUGAUGGACGCAUGAAUGGCCGGCAGAUUGACUUCGAUGGCAGUGGCCUAAAGAUAGUUGCAGCCUGCAACCCUUAUAAAAGACAUACAGAAGAAAUGAUUGGAAGACUAGAAGCAGCAGGUCUUGGUUACCACAUCAAAGCCAGUGAAACCAAAGACAGACUUGGUCGUAUUCCUCUACGUCAGCUAGUGUACCGGGUCCAAGCUUUACCCCCAAGCAUGCUACCUCUGGUGUGGGACUUUGGUCAGCUGAACAGUACAGUAGAAACUAUGUACAUUGGUCAAAUUGUACAACGUUUUGUAAACAAUGGACAGAUCUAUGCAAUCCCACAACAGGUUAAAGUUGUGAGUGAAGUUUUAUCUGCUGCCCAAGCAUUCAUGAGAGAACAGAAGAAUGAGUGCAGCUUUGUAAGCUUACGAGAUGUUGAGAGAACUCUUAACGUGAUGGUCUGGUUCUUCAACAAACGACAUCUGUUACGACCUUUGAUUGAUGAAAAGAUUGAGAACGCAAGGGACAGAGUAGAGAAAGAAAUGGACAGUGAAGAAGAAUAUUGUGAAUAUGAUUCAGAAGAUGAUAUUCCUCUUCGUGAUGAAAUGGAUAUGGCGAUUGAUGACCUUACUUGGGCAUUAGUCCUUGCCCUUGGUGUCUGUUACCAUGCAUGUUUAGAUGAAAAACGAGAAAACUUCAGAGACUCUGUAGCAAAAAGCUUCAAUGCCCCACUGAACUUAUAUGGAGGGAGUGGAAGGAUUUACAGGGAAAUAAACAGCUGUCAGGAUAUCUUUUUAGAUGAGAUUCAAUUGGGUCCAAAUAUUGCUCGCAACUUGGCCCUUAAAGAGAAUAUUUUCAUGAUGAUCAUCUGCAUUGAGUUGAGGAUUCCAUUGUUUUUGGUCGGAAAGCCUGGAAGUUCAAAGUCUUUAGCUAAGACUAUUGUGGCUGAUGCCAUGCAAGGAGACUCUGCAGCAUCUGAACUCUUCAAAGAACUCAAGCAGGUGCAUAUGAUUUCCUACCAGUGCAGUCCACUGUCAACACCUGAUGGAAUUGUUGGAACUUUCCGUCAAUGCAGCAGAUUUCAAGAAAGCAAAGAUCUGAAAAAGUUUGUGUCAGUUGUUGUUCUGGAUGAGGUUGGACUUGCAGAAGACUCACCAAGGAUGCCACUUAAGACUCUUCACCCAUUGCUUGAGUAUGGCUCUGAAGAAGAUGACAAUCCACCGGCUCAUAAGAAAGUUGCUUUUAUAGGCAUCUCAAACUGGGCGCUUGACCCUGCCAAGAUGAAUCGAGGGAUUUUAGUUUCCAGAGGUGUUCCCAAUGAAGAAGAGCUUAUUGAAAGUGCUAAGGGCAUAUGUGCAUCCGAGACAUCACAUUCAGAGGCGCCACAACCAGGAGCAUCACACCUUGUCAGUCAAAUUCUGAAACCUCUGGCACAAGGAUACUUAAAAAUUUAUAAAGACCAAAAGCAUGACUUCUUUGGACUUCGAGAUUUCUACAGCUUGAUUAAGAUGGUGAACCAGUUUGCUAAAAAGUCAGGAAAUGUGCCGACUUGGGCUGAGAUUGAACACGCAAUCAGACGCAACUUCGGGGGUUUGUUAGAAACUAAAGAUCACAUAAAAACAUUUGAGAGGAAACUUGAAAGUUAUGUGAAAAAGGAGAAGUGUGACAGAGAUCCAGAUUGUUCACCAUCUGGCCUUAUCAAAGCGAGCUUGGACGCCCAGGGACAAACGCAAUUAGAAGGAACAAAGAAAGUAGGCCAUGGAACAUCAGAUGGGGACAGCAGGUACUUACUUGUGUUGACUGAAAAGUUUGCAGCUCUUCCCAUCCUACAAGAACAUCUGAACAAAAUGAAAGAUGCUGUCAUUAUAUAUGGAAGCAGUUUUCCAUUUGAUCAAGAGUACACACAAGUAUGUCGCAAUAUCAACCGCAUCAAGCUUUGUAUGGAAGCUGGUCGGACAGUUGUGCUGUUGAAUCUUGAGAACCUCUAUGAGAGUUUGUAUGACGCUCUCAAUCAGUACUAUGUUUACUUCGGUGGUCAACGAUACGUUGAUCUUGGACUUGGUAACCAUCGUGUCAAAUGUCGCGUCCAUGAAUCAUUCAGGUUGAUAGUUGUUGCUGACAAGGAGGUUGUUCAUGAGCGAUUUCCAAUCCCACUUAUCAAUCGUCUUGAGAAACACUUUUUGGCCAUGACAACGAUGUUGAAUAAGGACCAGCUGAGGGUUGUCAAACAGCUUGAGGAUUGGGUGACUUUGUUUACAACUAUUAAACACCACCGUCAUCUUCAAGCACAAAAACAAAGCUUCAAGAAAACUGAUGCAUUUGUUGGAUACCAUGGUGACACAAUUGCUGCUCUUGUCUACCAAUCAUGGGCAUCCUGUGAUGGUGAAAGUGAGGUGUUUGAAAAAGUUAAGGACCAGUUGUUAACAUGUGCCACACCAGAAUCCGUCACCCGAUUAUCCAAAACAAAUAUGUCUGAUGAAGAGAGAGAAGCACUGACAAAUACUUACUUCAGGGUACAGAAGCAUGGAUGUCUUGCAGACUAUCUAGCUGACAAAAUUCAGAAGAAUCAUGAUGAAGAGGCUACAGGGAUCCUAGCCCAGGUAACAACAUACUCACAUCUGCUAAUAGAAGAAGACUCAGAGGCACUUGCAGAAUCUACUGAGCUAGAUAAUUCUCACAUCAAGAUGAUCUCUCUACAGGAAUUUCAACAUGAGCAACAAUUUUCUCAUAAAGUACAGAAAUUCUUUGAUGAAAAUCGUGCAAGUGAGCGACUACUGCUGGUUCAGUGUGAUGCUAGCAGUGACACCUCACACCUUUUAUCCUGUGCCUCUUAUCGAGUUCAAGAUGAAAGAGAAAAUGCAUUGUCUGCUAUGAAAGAAAGGAUCAAGGAGUCAAAGCAAGACUAUCCAAUUGAAAGCAGAGCUCACGUUGUAUUCAUUAUUCAGCUUCCUCGUGUUAACAGAUGUUUCGAUGGAUUUCAAGGUGGACUAUGGGCUUCAGCACACAUUGAUGACCUUCAACCUCCCAAAGAGAACCGACCAGAUGUAUAUGAGCUGAUGGGUCAAAUGAUGAGUGAUUUGUUUACGGUCUCGAAGAAAGGUAACCAAGAAGAUAUUCCAGAGAGAAGAGACCAUGAAGCAGAAGUUGCACUGGACAACAAUGAGAAUUUGGGCCUUAAAACUCCUAUGUCUGAAGAACUCAGUAAAUCAGACGAUGAAGACAAAAUGGAAUGUGAUUCUCAUGAUGAAGGAAGCAUGGAACAAUAUUCUGAUGAUGAAGUAAGCAUGGAACAAUAUUCUGAUGAUGAAGAAAGCAUGGAAGGUGGUUCUGAUGAUGAAAGUAACAGUAUGGAGGAUAAUUAUGAAGAUGCAGAAAGCAUGGAGCAUGAUUCUGAUGAUCAAGAUUCCACAGAAGACACGGACCAAGAAGAUGUAUGCAAAGAACAUGUUGCAGUGAAGAUGGAGAGCAACGAAGAUAACACUGUAGUUGAUUUCACAGCAGUUCUCUUGGACAGUAUUCAUCCAGCAACUGCAAGAAUUAGUGACCCAAACAAUCAGAGACAUCGUUCAACUGAAAGGGUUCGUCUACUGGUAAAUUUGUUGAAGAGAGGUUCUCCUCACCGAGAAUUUCUGCGUUUGCUAAAGAUUCUCAUAAUCAAGCUUGUCAAAGAGAAAGACAGCAGAGCGCAUGAAGCAUCUCAAUGGUUGACACGAGAGGCACUUGACAUCAAAGAGGUUCAAGAAAGUGGAACAUUUAGACAAGCCUGUUGGCAACGCUUAACAGCAACUGUAGCACCAUUCCUGGCUGAAGUUAUUGCCAUCUGUGACAUCAGCAACAAUCUUAGUCUCCUUAAUAGGCAAGAAGCUGACAACGCUUGGCUGCACAAACUUUGGUUGAGCAUCUUUUCAUCUGUAGAUCUGAUUGACAUCAACUAUGACAUGUGCUUAUCUCCUGUGGAGAAAGUUCCACGGUUUGAGGUACCGCUUCAAGAGAAAGGAUAUGGUGGCAAGUCAUUCGAGGCUCUCUUUCCAUUCUCAUGGAUUAUAAAGGCAAAAUUGGAUGAUAUUUGGAAAUUUGCCUCAGAAGCCAAAGUUGAAGUAGAGGCAACGCCAGAUCAGCAGUUUUUGAAGAAUGUUCAGGAAUCUGAAGUUGGAAGGAAACUCCAGACAGCCAUCACUAUUGGUGGAGUUCAGAAGGUUGUCCAACUCUACUGUUCAGAUUUCAUCAGGAUGACUUGCAAGAUCUCCCAAGAAGAUCAGCACAAGUUGAUGUGUGACCAUAUAAUAAAUGCAUCUUAUUCAAUUGUACGAGAACUGGGAGGUCAAGUUGACAGUGUGAACUCUGUUGCUGCUAUACAUUUAGCAUUCAACAGAUUUCAAGCAAGGUUUGAACAUCUCUCACAACUUGUUAGUAUCUGCCAAAAUGUCUUGAAUAAAAAACCAAAACCAGAUGAAGAAGGAUUAGAUACAAAAGAAAUGACUGUUGAUGUCACAAGUCUCAGAUAUAUACUGGGAGAAAGUGAUGGCAAUGAGGGAAAAGAUUUCAGGUCACAAGAAGGACAAAGAAACUGGCUGCACAAGAUCAACACACUGUGUCCUGUAGUUCAAAGUAUGAUAGCAUUGUAUAAGAAAAAAAAAGACAUUUUUGGACCAAACAGCCAGAGAAUCCUAGAGGAGUGCAGAUGUUUGUGGUCGAGGAUUACUGUGAUGAAGCUGUUCUUUGAGCAUGUCUGCUUGCAAAAUGAAGAAUUUGCUGAUAUUGUUUCACCUAAAUGCAGGUUCCUCUGGCUGACACUGAAAAAAACAGCUGACUUGAAGUUGAAUACCUCUAUCACGGGCUUAGUGAAAAUCCUGAAUGAAGUCAAUAAGAAAGCUGGGAAAAAGUACUACAAGAGUGGAAUUCAUCACUGUGGAAUGUGUGACGAAGCCAUUACAGAUCCUGUUCUCCUGUCGUGUGAGGAAAAGCAUGUUUUUUGCAAGGUGUGCAUCGAGGGAUACUUUCAAACAGAAGGUGCAAAGAGAUGCCCAGAAUGUAGACAGGACAUUCCUCAAUCAUUUGAGUGUAAAGAACAGUCUGAAGUCAGUGAGGUUGUUGCCCAGCACAAUGCGUUCCGUCAAUGUUGCAACUCGUUUUUCAUGGAAGUUGUGUCCCAGCUUUGCUUUGCUGAUGGAACCCCACCAAGUGAAGAGGUCAUAAAGAGGUUGCUGGGAUAUGUGACAAUAGAUUCCAAAAAACAGAACAGACGUGUCACAAAGAAAGUUUCUCCUUUCCCGGAGGAUUGUAUCGAUCCAAAUCCUGUAGUCAGAUCUUUCCUACUCCAGCUGUUGCUUCAGUCAAAUUUGGAAAGUGUAAAAGAGCAUGUACAAGAGUAUCUGAAAAACUCAAGAGAUCUCAUGGAAAGAUCUGAUGAUGAUGUUGUCAGCCUCUGCAGAUUGUUUGUCAACUGUCUAGAAGACACGUACUACUGUGGUUUUCCGCAAGACUGUGAUGCAAAACUCAUCCAAUUACUCCUCGGCGAUGCUCUUGGGAAACUUGAAAAUGCUCUCCAUUUUUUCAACGGACAAAAUGCCACUGCAGACCCGUUAAGUGUUGAGUUACUUGAAGCAAUAUCGCAGAGUCGUUUUGCAUUGACAAUGCUCGCUGACAUCAUUCAACGCCAACAAGAUCAACAAGUCUACAGUGCAAUUACUAUCAAGCGUCUUGUUGCUAUGUUGGCAAGGGAAGCUAGAAGAUUCUGUGAGCAGAAUAAACAGGCACAGUUGUAUCUUGUGAAGUACAUCUGCAAGGCUUACAGCAGAGAUGCUUUAACCCGUCUGAAGGGUGAUGAACAGUUUAGCUGGAUCUUACCAGAUGAGUUGAAAGUUCAGGACCAGAACAUUCCAGAUAAUUGUGUCAUUGUUGGCGACAUGUACAUCAGCAUUCGAGAAGCUAUUGGUCAAUGUAUGGUUGACAAAGAUUUUGAGAAGAUGUUCAAAACUGUGACGGAUGUGAAGGGACAGGAGAAGGACAAGGAAGUAUGCUUCCUUCUUGCUUUAUUCAGAGAGAUUACAAUGAAUGCCACAACUACUGUAGAAGCCAAAAGAAUAAGUUUGGAGGUGAAAAGAGAAUUUGGAAAAAUUAUCCAAAACAUGCCAUUCCUGAAAAAUAAGGUUGUUGCAGACACAUUGUUACAAAACAGAGGACAAAACCACCAUGUUCUUAAGGUCACUCCUGGAUUACACCUUCAAGACUACAGCAUCCAGGCAGCUGUGACCCAUCUUCAGAUUGUUUUGAAUGUAGUUGAACGGGAGUCGUUGACCCAGUGUCUGGCAAUGUUGAUGAGAUCCCCAACUCAAAUGCAGCAAGCUUAUUUACCAGCAAUGCCACAAGAUGACCGUAUGGAAGCAAGGGCAGCUCUACAUCAAGCGUCAAGAGAUCAGAACUUAACUUGGUACCAAUGUCCAAGUGGUCAUCUAUACACCAUAGGAGAUUGCGGCAGACCGUAUGCAACAGGACGAUGUCCGGAGUGCAAUGCGCAGAUUGGAGGAGAACAACAUCGAGCUCAUUCUGGGAACACGGAAGCAAACAUGGUUGAUACAACGUCCACUGGUCAUGUGCUUGGAAACCCACAGAUUCAACAGGGCAACCAGAUUGUGUGUGAACGAACAAUGAACUGCAUGGCAACUGCUGUUGUCCGGUUCUUGUUGCAUGCUAGCAUGCUACUAGGAACAGAAUGCCAACAGGGACCACAGCCAAUCAUCAAUAUAAUCAAACCAGCUCCACUUAAUGUGCUUGAGUUUCUAUGGCAACAUCUGCAUAAUGAUGUAAGGUUGUUGUCAAUAGCAACAGGCAAGAACAGGGAUGAUUGCAUCUUCAUCCUUCACAAAGUUAUUGACAACAUUUUGCACAAAAGAGUCCCAGCACACUUUCAAUCUGGCUUUCAACAACUGUUGUCAUCGAAGCAAUGUCGAAAAAAAUGGGAGGAAAAUUUUACAGCUGCGUACAUCACACCUCUGCUCCAGGGACUUAAUGAAAUGAUCGACCGAUCAAAUCAGACUCUGGUCUCUGACAAACGUCUCAGCGAUGAUCCUCUGAUGCGACUGCUGCACACGUCAAAUGUUGUGAAGCCUGAGGACCUGGGUAAGCUGGUGGAGACAUCGCACGUAUGGCAGUACCGUAGUCGUAUCACCAUUCAGUGCAUCCAUCAAGCUUUGGCAAAUGAAGAAGAUGGCGCUUCACUGCAAGUCCUCAGACUAUUUAUGGAAAAGGAGAAGCAUCUUAGAGUUGUGCGACAUUUGCCUGACAUUAUACGACUUCAGCGUCUCCUAAUCAACAAAUACAACAGGCACAUUGACUCUGCAGAAGCUAUCAACUUGAACAUUUCCAGAUUUUUGGAUCAAAUACAUGUAACAGAGAGAGAAGAGUUUAAGAGAUUGAUUGACACAUUUAUUGAUGUCUGGAAUUCUGUCAAACUAGAUGUCGCAUUGACAGUGAAGUUGCCUAUCCCAAAAGAGUGUUGUUCAGAGGUCAUGUCACAUGAGAGUAACAUAGCGAUGUUGCUACCAACGAGGCGAGACUCUGGUCUGUGUGCUACUGGUCUUGUUGACUUCCUCAUCUUUACACAAAAUGAAUUUCUAGACAGAUACCAUAGUAUCAAACAUUUACAGAUGAGCAAAGUCAAAGUUGAUCCAUCUGACCUGCUUAUGUCACACCUGAUUGCGUAUGAUCCAGACCGUGACCUGCUUCCACUGAUUCUAUCCCAGUGCCAAUACAUUGUAAGACCAAUGGCGGAAAAUAAAAUUGAAUACAACCUGCAAGGUUUAGAGCUGCAACUCAUUGAGAGGUUUGUCAGGGGGCGUGCAUCUAUUGAUCGCAAAUUUGAUCAAUUAUUUUUCCGACAAGACGUCAGGAAUGCCUCUAUAUUUGAAAAUCUGAGAGACAAGAUACCGCAGAAAGGCUAA